Plasmodium vivax (malaria parasite P. vivax) is the source of this 1275-nucleotide messenger RNA. RefSeq names its product 26S protease regulatory subunit 8, putative. Lineage: Eukaryota; Apicomplexa; Aconoidasida; Haemosporida; Plasmodiidae. The record is from RefSeq and is a predicted model, not a curated record. Gene Ontology annotation, cellular component: proteasome regulatory particle, base subcomplex. Bases 1 to 1275 code for a protein of 424 amino acids. Gene Ontology annotation, biological process: proteasome-mediated ubiquitin-dependent protein catabolic process. Gene Ontology annotation, molecular function: ATP binding; ATP hydrolysis activity; proteasome-activating activity. The transcript has a single exon.
AUGGCGGCCGUGGACAUGCAGGUGCGGGCGGGCGAGCUGCCGGAGGAGCCCAAGAAGGACCUCAAGAAGGAGCCCAGCGGAGCGAGCAAGAGCGAGGAGGAAAUGCAGUCGGGCAUCAAAACGUAUUACGAAAUGAAAAUUGAGGAAUACGAAUCGAUCAUAAAUAAAAAGUUGCAAAACAAGAAGAGGUUGGAAGCUCAGAGAAAUGAACUGAACACAAGAGUGAGGGAACUAUGUGAUGAGAUUCAGUACCUCCUGGAAGCUGCCUCUUAUGUAGGCGAAAUUGUAAAACCCAUGGGCAAAAACAAAGUCCUCGUAAAAAUAAACCCAGAAGGAAAAUACGUGGUAGACAUAUCCCAUAGCGUAAACAUAGCUCAGUGUACACCCAACACGAGAGUGGCUUUAUAUAAUGACUCCUAUAAGUUGCAUAAGAUCCUUCCGAGUAAGGUAGAUCCCCUUGUGUCUCUGAUGAAGGUAGAAAAGGUCCCGGACUCUACAUACGAAAUGGUUGGUGGGUUAGACCAACAAGUGAAGGAAGUGAAAGAAGUGAUCGAGUUGCCUGUGAAGCAUCCAGAAAUUUUUGAGUCCUUAGGAAUUUCACAACCGAAAGGGGUCCUCCUCUAUGGCCCACCAGGAACAGGAAAGACUCUACUAGCCAGAGCGGUAGCACACCAUACAGACUGCACCUUCAUAAGAGUCUCAGGAUCUGAGCUGGUUCAGAAGUACAUCGGUGAAGGAUCACGAAUGGUGAGGGAGUUAUUUGUCAUGGCAAGGGAACAUGCCCCCUCUAUCAUUUUUAUGGAUGAAAUAGAUUCCAUUGGAAGUCAAAGGAUAGAAGGAGAGCAUGGAGACUCAGAAGUUCAGAGGACUAUGAUGGAGCUGCUAAAUCAGCUGGACGGAUUUGAGUCUACACAAAAUAUUAAAGUCAUCAUGUGUACCAACAGAAUUGAUAUCCUGGAUGAGGCGUUGUUAAGACCAGGAAGAAUUGACCGUAAAAUUGAAUUCCCUAACCCUAAUGUUGAAGCUCGCAUGGAGAUUUUAAAAAUCCACAGCAGGAAGAUGAACCUCAUGAGGGGCAUCGAUAUGAUGAAGAUUGCCACGGACAUGAACAACUGCUCUGGGGCAGAGGUCAAGGCCGUGUGCACCGAGGCAGGCAUGUUUGCGCUGCGCGAGAGGCGCGUCCACGUCACGCAGGAGGACUUCGAGAUGGCCGUCGCCAAGGUGAUGAAGCAGGACGCCGAGAAGAACUUCACCCUCAGGAAGUUGUGGAAGUAG